AUGAGGCAUGCCCCCAAAGAGGAGGAGUCCAACCCAAUGGAUUCCAAGGGGCAUACUGACUUGGUUGCCAUGAUGGAGAAGGAACUACAACAGGAGAUUUUACCUGGGGAAAACUAUGAUAGAAUGAAUGGUGAGGAGUCUAGUGGAGAGGCUGUUGAAGAUGUGGCAUCAACGAAACCAUGGCUACACGAUCAAGAAGAUCGCAACAAGAGAACCAUAACGGACUUAUACAAAGCCAUAACCUCAGAGGACACCAACACAAUGCACCGUCUUCUAGCCCCAGACUUGGAGUGGUGGUUCCACGGCCCACCCUCCCACCGCCACCACCUCAUUCCUCAUCUCACCGCCACCACCUCCUCUUCCUCCUCCAAGCCUGUGCUGGUUCCUGACCUCAUCGUUGGCUUCGGAUCAGUGACCAUCGCUGAAGGGUUCGACGAGACCAACUUGGUGUGGUGGGUGCACGCGUGGACCACCACCGCAGACGGCGUCAUCACGGAAAUUAGGGAGUACGUCAACACCUCCGUGACUGUCACCAGGCUCGGCUUCCAUGGCUCGGACGAUGUUGUUGCUUCUGCCAUGUGUACAAGCGUUUGGCAGAGCAAGCUUUGCGACGAGUCUGUUCCAGGACUCAUUCUCGCCAUCUAGUGAAGUGAAGUUCUAAAAGGGUUGGUUGGUUGGUUGUUUCUGAAGUUCCCUAUAUAUCUGUCAGUGUAGUGU
Messenger RNA from Vigna umbellata (rice bean), 717 nucleotides. NCBI's taxonomy places the organism in Eukaryota, Viridiplantae, Streptophyta, Magnoliopsida, Fabales, Fabaceae. The record is from RefSeq and is a predicted model, not a curated record.